AUGGGCAAGAUGGGCAAAAUUUAUGACUGGCUUGCGGCCCCGGGAAGAAAGGGUCCAAUCGCAGGUGUCGCUCCCACACAAGCUGUCGUUCGCCUGCACAACUCUGGCAAUGACAAGAUGCCCAUGUCCGAGCUCAGCGAGGUCUACUCUAAAAGCAACGACUCCUUGGAAAACAUCACCGGCUAUGUGGACAAGAAAAAAGACGGGCGUCUCGAUCGAUGGCUAGACUGGGUCGUUUGCGCAUCCGGCUCCGAGCCCGUCUUCUUGCUCAUCAUGGCCGGCCUACUGGCUUGGGCCCUUGCGGGUAUCAAGUACGGCGAGGCCGACUCUUGGGCAGUCGUCAUAUCCGACAUUCAGGCCGUUCUCUGCUACCUCUUUGACUCGCUACUUGUGCGUCAGCAGCUCAACAGCUACGACAAGAUGAUUCGGCUGACGGCGAGCUUGCGGUCCCGCGGCGCCAGCCAACAGCGCAUGCUCCGCAACGUCCGAGCCAGGGGACAUGGUCUGGCGCGAGACGAUCGUGGUUGUGCCGCCGAGCUGGAGCAGAGGUUCCAGCAAAAGCUGGUCAAGGUGGGCUUGCCGCCGGAGAGUUGGCUGGGACGGCUGUCGACCCGCGCUUCGGACAUUAUGGGACACUUUGUGACCCUUUGCCUGUACUGGGUGGGCAUAUUCAUCUGGCUCGCCUUUGGUCACUACUGUGGCUGGAGCGACCGCUGGCAGCUGUACAUCAACUCGGCGACGUCUGCACUCAUGGUUCUCAUCUUUGCGUUCCUGGCCAACAUUCGCGAGCGUCAUGCCCUCUUCACCAACCGCUGGCUGAAUCUGCUCUUUGAAGCCGACUCGUCCGUGGAGCUGCGACUGCGCCAGAUUACUGGUGACGGUACGCCCAACGAAAGUGUCGAGGUUCCUGCCCCCAAAAUGAGUCGUCUGCAGCGCGCAAUCUUCUAUUAUGCCGACUUUGUGGGUACGCUGACCGGUGUCGCCAUCUUGAUCGCUGUCAUUUUCGCCUGGGUGGCCAUUGGACCGGCCAUGGGCUUCAGCGCCAACUGGUGGCUUCUCAUCGGCACAUAUGCCGGCCUCAUCGGCCUUCAUGACGGCUUCGUGCUGCGCAACCUCCAGCAUGAGCUAGCCCGCUACGAAGACGAUGCUUUCGAGGAGGUCAUCUACUCUGACAUGGCUGUGAUUGAGGAGGCUGUCAUUGCCGAUCCUGGCUCGCAGGCAGCCAAAGUGAACUCGUCACUGAGCUCACGCCUGUCGGACCGCAUGGGUGCCUUCUUCUCACACGAGUACGUUGUCAUGGCGGAUGUUGUCUUCAUCGUCGGACUGGUUAUCGGCGCGAGUGCCAUGCGAUGGACCGUGACAGGACAGCUGCUGUGCAACGUGCCUCCGAGCCUCAUAGAGAGCUUCAUCAUGCUGAUUCUCGUAACCGGACACAACUUGGGCGAGGCCCGCCGCAGGCAAAGCAUCGAGACCAUGUAUCUGCGCAGACUCAAGGUGUUGGUGUACGUCGACAUGGUAGGGGAGAAGACGGGUGAAAAGGCGUAG
Beauveria bassiana ARSEF 2860 is the source of this 1545-nucleotide messenger RNA. RefSeq names its product low affinity iron transporter. The record is from RefSeq and is a predicted model, not a curated record. NCBI's taxonomy places the organism in Eukaryota, Fungi, Ascomycota, Sordariomycetes, Hypocreales, Cordycipitaceae. Bases 1 to 1545 code for a protein of 514 amino acids. The transcript has a single exon. Gene Ontology annotation, biological process: transmembrane transport.